ACGGAGGGAGUGAGGGAAGAAAAAUGGCGGGUUUGUCUUGAGUACAGAUUGAAGAGUUUGCGAAACUGGAUAGUGGCUCUGGUGAACAGUGGCCGUUCUACUUUUUAAACCUGCUCCUAUUUAUUUUGCUUUGAAGCCAUCUUUGGUGUCUCUUUUCUUUCCUCGCAGUGAGUCUGCCAAGUGAUUCCUGUGUUCCUUCUGGCUCUCGGUGCCGUCCCCACCCCUCCAGGCCACUGUGUUUUUCUUUCCUAUGUUACCGCAGCCUCCGAGCCCCGCGUUUGACUGCCCUACAUGUCGUUGUGUGGUCGUCGCGGCGGAAAAGCAGCUGAGAGUGCGCCCUUUAACCUCCGAAUCUCUGCGAGGUCCGCGGCAGCUCUACUGCCGCCGUCCCUUUUACUGUUUCUCUCGUCGUCAUGACAGGAGAGAAAGCGGAAAGGAUUUCCAACGGCCGUUCGGUGCGUAGGGAUCACAGGCUAUUCAAAGAGGAGGCUGGGGCUGAACAGGACGACGAGGCGGCAAGGACUAAAAACCGGGCUAAGCUCUUUACGAAUCACAAAUUGAUCAAGAGCCCGACUUUGACCACGGAGGCGUCCACGACUAGAAAUGAGGAUUUCCCAGUCCACGAGUGCGUCUUUAAAGGCGAUAUCCGUAGAUUAUCGUCAUCGAUAAGGACACACAAUAUAGCUCAAAAAGAUCUCCACGGAAACACACCGUUGCACCUUGCUGUGAUGCUAGGGCACAAAGAAUGUGCCCACUUACUACUUGCUCACAAUGCUGUAGUAAAGGUGAAAAAUGCUCAGGGAUGGAGUCCACUGGCAGAAGCCAUCAGCUAUGGAGACCGACAAAUGAUCACAGCUUUGCUACGGAAACUUAAGCAACAAUCAAGAGAAAAUGUAGAGGAAAAACGACCUCGAUUACUAAAAGCUCUGAAAGAGCUUGGGGACUUUUAUUUAGAACUUCACUGGGAUUUUCAAAGCUGGGUGCCUUUACUUUCCAGAAUUCUGCCUUCAGAUGCAUGUAAAAUUUACAAACAGGGUAUAAACAUCAGGCUUGACACAACUCUAAUAGACUUUACAGAUAUGAAAUGUCAACGUGGAGAUUUGAGCUUCAUUUUCAAUGGUGACGCAAUACCCUCUGAAUCUUUCAUAGUAUUAGACAACGAGCAGAAAGUUUAUCAACGAAUACAUCAUGAGGAAUCAGAGAUGGAAACUGAAGAGGAGGUAGAUAUUUUGAUGAGUAGCGACAUCUACUCAGCAACGUUAUCUACAAAAUCUAUUACCUUCACACGUGCGCAGACAGGCUGGCUUUUCCGAGAGGAUAAAACGGAACGAGUUGGGAACUUCUUAGCAGAUUUUUACUCUGUAAAUGGCCUUGUUCUGGAAUCCAGAAAACGACGUGAGCACCUCAGUGAAGAGGACAUCCUGAGAAAUAAGGCUAUAAUGGAAAGUCUGAGCAAAGGAGGAAAUUUGAUGGAACAAAAUUUUGAGCCUGUUCGUAGACAGUCACUCAGUGCCCCACCUGCUAACACAAUAACAUGGGAGGAGUACAUUUCAGCAGAGUCUGGAAAGGCUCCUCAUCUAGGAAGAGAAUUAGUCUGCAAAGAGAGCAAAAAAACAUUCAAAGCCACGAUUGCCAUGAGCCAGGAGUUUCCUCUGGGCAUUGACUCGUUACUGAAUGUUUUAGAAGUCGUAGCACCCUUCAAGCACUUUAAUAAACUCAGAGAAUUUGUUCAGAUGAAGCUUCCACCAGGAUUUCCUGUUAAACUAGACAUACCUGUGUUUCCAACCAUCACUGCCACUGUGACAUUUCAGGAAUUCCGAUAUGAUGGGUUUAACGACUCUAUCUUCAAUAUUCCGAGUGACUAUACUGAAGACCCCAGCCGGUUCCCUGAACUUUGAUUUGACUGCUUGUUAUUGUGGUACUAAAGAAAAUGUUGGGUGCUGUGUACUCUGAUUUUUAAUCCAUCCAGGAAAUUGAUUUCGUUCUUCCUUUGGUGAUACAAAGGUAUCAUUUGGAGAAACUCUGGAACAUUCCGAAGUGGAAGAAUGGAAAGUCUUGCAGAAAUAGACAAUACAGCAUUUCUUUGAUUUGGAAAAAUCCCAUUAUUAAAUUCCUGACCUUCAGUUUGAAAUGUUCUCUUUGCAAAAUCAUCCAUUUAAAACUUUAACCUUUUCAUGGAAGUGUAUAUACAUUAUAUCAAUGAUUAAACAAUUUGGUUGCUUUAAAAAAAAGGCAUUUUGCUGUAAUUCACCUUCAAGUAAUUGGCUAAAUGAGAAGACAAAGUAUCAGUAUGCAUACCAAUUAAAGACUAAAAAAAGCCAAAUUGCCUCAAUUUUUUUUUCUAGGAUUGGUAUGCUUUUACUAUUUUGAUAUUUAUUUGUACCCCUAUUUUUGGGUACUAAUUCAGUGUCUUAAUAUUUUAAAAAAACACUAUUUUAUUAAUGCUACAUUUUAGUUUUACAAGUGUUGGCAAAAAGAGAAGCUAGGUUCCAAAAGAGUAACCUACAGAGUGCAGGAUGUAACAUUUAUUAUGCUGACACUCUGGUGGUUCAGAAUGGUAAAAGUUAAUGUUCUGCAAUUUCAAGUUGAGUUGAAUCUUGUUUUAAUUAGCAUUACAUGAUUCUAAAAGGGAAAUAUUGGCUUUUGAAAUUAAUUGAAAAAUUAUUGUAUAAACAUUGUGCGUACACAGUUAUAAGCAAGGUUUCAAAGUGGUAAUAUUCAUCUGGGAUAUUAGAAAUAUUCCAUUGCUUCAACUGGAAUUGCAUGGAACUUCCAGUAAAGACUUUGAGGUUUGUUUGGCUGUAGUGUAGUACUGCAUUGUUUAGCCAUGGCUGAGUUCACUCCCUCUUUGGGUGAGAAGACAGGUGACCAAAAAUGGCUAGUCAGUCUUGUUGAAUACAAUAAUGAUUCCCCACUUUUUCCAUAUGAAAAGAGAUUUUUUUUCUCAUUGUGUCAAGAAAAAAAAGCUAGACUGUGGUUGAUGCAAAACUGUCACUCAGAAUUCAUAACCUACACAGUGAGUAUUUUUUGUACAAAAGCUUUUAAAAGAAACUAAUAUAAUACUCCCAAAAAUAAUUGGAAUACUGUUCAUUGAAGCACCAGCAUUUUGGUGAACAGAAUUGUUCCAAUUUAAUUAAUGCAUUGUAUAUAAUCCCACAAAUAAGUUUUCCUUAAAAAAAAAUCCUACUUUUUAAUGCUUGUAUAACCAUGUUUAAAGUCAAAGUAGGACUAUCCAAGUGAGAACUGUCUGAAGGCUACCUCACUCGUGGAACAGAGCAACGUGCUCUCUCAAACAGAGUCACAUGACACUUCUUUCUUGUAACUGAUUUAUCAUCUUGCUUGUGACUGGUGAUUUUGUAAGGUUUGCAAUUCCUUUCAAGUCUUAGACAUCACUGGUUAAGUGUGAGAAGUUUUAACCUUUUGAAGAUUGUAUGAAAUUAACAUUUCACAAGUUAUUCAAAUCUUUCCUCUAAGCUAACAAAAAUGGAAGCAUGAAGAAAUGAAUAGGGAUGUAAUGAUAUGAAAGUGUUAAAUUGGAUAAUUAGUUUUAAAAGAACAUUGUAUCUUAUAAAUGUAUCAAUAUCUUGUGGUAUUGGUAUAAUGAAAGACUAGCGCUAAGUUGUUUACCAAAUGUGCUUUGUACAAAUAAAUAUAGUUCAAAACUCUGCGCAUUUGUGCUUGCUUUCUUUACAUUGUUUUUAGGAAUU
Hemiscyllium ocellatum (epaulette shark) is the source of this 3707-nucleotide messenger RNA. It is a transcript of the gene ankrd13c, whose product is annotated as ankyrin repeat domain 13C. Gene Ontology annotation, molecular function: protein binding. The record is from RefSeq and is a predicted model, not a curated record. The transcript has 13 exons. Lineage: Eukaryota; Metazoa; Chordata; Chondrichthyes; Orectolobiformes; Hemiscylliidae. Bases 414 to 1898 code for a protein of 494 amino acids. Gene Ontology annotation, cellular component: cytoplasm.